Calypte anna (Anna's hummingbird) is the source of this 3318-nucleotide messenger RNA. RefSeq names its product carnitine O-octanoyltransferase (gene CROT). NCBI's taxonomy places the organism in Eukaryota, Metazoa, Chordata, Aves, Apodiformes, Trochilidae. Gene Ontology annotation, cellular component: peroxisome. The transcript is spliced from 17 exons. Gene Ontology annotation, molecular function: carnitine O-octanoyltransferase activity. The record is from RefSeq and is a predicted model, not a curated record. The coding region runs from base 114 to 1952 and encodes 612 amino acids.
CCCCGCCCGGCUUCCGGGCCGCUUGAAACUGGGGCAGAGGAGAAGGCAGUCAGCGAGUGAGCCGGGUAGUCUGCUGAGGGGGAGGCCGUCCCGGCCAGGCCAAGAUCUGCAUAAUGGAAAAGCAAGUGCUUGAGUCAUCUGAGGAGCGAACAUUUCAGUACCAAGAUUCUCUGCCUUCCCUGCCAGUACCUCCUCUUGAUGAAUCUUUAAGUAAAUACCUUGAUGCAGUGAAGCCAUUUCUAAAUCAAGAAGAAUAUGAAAGAACUGAGAAUAUUGUUAAAAAUUUUGAAAAUGGGAUUGGGAAACAGUUGCAUCAGAAAUUACUGGAAAGAGCUAAAACCAGGAGGAAUUGGCUGGAGGACUGGUGGCUGAAUGUAGCUUAUCUUGAUCUUCGCAUAUCGACUCAAAUACACUGUAAUAUGGGAGGCCCUGGCCCCUAUAUUGAAAGCUGCUGGCCACCCAAAGAGGGCACUCAAAUAGCAAGAGCAUCAGUGCAUAUAUGGCAUACCCUGCAAUACUGGCAUCUAUUACGAGUAGAGAAAGUGCCUGUUGAGAGAUCUGGGAGUGCUGUUCUAGACAUGAACCAAUUUCGAAUGCUCUUCUGCACUUGCAAAAUUCCUGGAAUUACCAGAGACUCAAUCAGCAGUUCUUUUAAAACUGAGACUGAAGGUGAAUGCCCAUCUCACUUAAUAGUCCUGUCUCGAGGUAGAGUGUUUGCAUUUGGUGUUAUACAUGAAGGCAGUAUGCUGACGGCUCCAGAGAUUCUCAGGCAACUUGCAUAUAUCCAGAAAAGAUGCCAUAGUGAACCGGAUGGACCAGGACUGGCAGCCCUAACAAGCAAUGAAAGAACAAAAUGGGCAGAGUUACGUCAGUAUUUGAUUGAUCUUGAUCUAAAAAACUUGGCUCUUCUGGAAAAAAUUGAGAGAAGCUUGUUUGUGGUCUGCUUGGAUGAUGCUAGUCCCCAUGCAACUCCUGAAGACUACUCUGAGGUUACAAGUCUGGGGCUAGCAGGUGAUCCGACUGUACGCUGGGGAGAUAAAUCCUACACUUCCAUAUUCUUUUCCAAUGGAACCUGUGGCAUGUGCUGUGAUCAUUCUCCUUUAGAUGCCAUGGCUUUAAUUACCAUGCUUGCGACUACCGAAAAGAAGAUCAUUGAGAGUGAUGGAAAAUGGAAGGGUUCCGAUAAAGUGAGGGAUAUUCCGUGGCCAGAAGAACUUGUAUUUACAUUGGAUCAAAAACUUAUAACUGAAAUUGGACAUACUAAAGAAUGGUAUUACAAAAAGGUAUCUGAUAUGCAGAUAGUGAUGUAUGCCUACACAUCCUUUGGCAAGGGACUGAUUAAAAAGAAGAAACUUCAUCCUGAUACUUUUGUGCAGCUUGCCCUUCAGCUGGCUUUCUACAAGUGCCAUGGACGCCCAGGCUGCUGUUAUGAGACUGCCAUGACGAGGCGUUUCUAUCACGGCCGCACAGAGACCAUAAGAUCAUGCACUGUGGAAGCAGUGGAGUGGUGCAAGUCCAUGCUGGAUCCUUCUGAGACUAUUUACAACCGAUUACAACUGAUGAAUAAUGCAUUUGCAAAGCAUAACAAAUUAAGGAAAGAUUGUGAGAAUGGAAAAGGCUUUGAUCGUCAUCUUUUGGGUCUCCUACUCAUAGCACAGGAGCAGGGACUGCCAGUGCCAGAACUUUAUGUGGAUAAUGCCUUCACAGCCAGUGGAGGAGGUGGGAAUUUCAUUCUUUCCACCAGUCUGACUGGCUACAGUAAUUUUACUGGAUCUACACUCCCUAUGGUGCAUCAUGGCUACGGAUUUUUUUAUUCAAUCAGAGAAGACAGGAUCCUCACUACCUGUAGUUCUUGGAAAUCAUGUCCAGAGACUGAUGCAGAAGUGCUCUGUAGAACUGUGCACCAAUGUUUCCAGGACAUGCUACAAUUAACUAUUGCAGCUCAGCUGUAAGGUUGAUAAUGAUGUCUUUGCAAGGCCAUGACUUAUAUGUAGUAAUUACAACUGAAAUGUUACUCAAGAGUACUGUUACACUCACAUUAAGGCAUUUAAUGAUCUUUGUGAAAUCUACUUUUUUUUUUCUUUUUUUUAUGUACUGUGGUAACCGUAUCUAUUUAAGAGUAAUGUAGCCAUUUGCAACAACAAUGCAACCAGUAGUACCUUAUCUAAGUAGAACUAUGCAAUAAUAAAAUAUGCCUCAACAAUGCAAGCAUACUUAAGAGACAGGGUGUUGGAAGUGAAGAAUUCAUGGCAGAUUUGUAAUUAUGAUCUUAGCAGUAGCACAUAGAAUGCUUUGUAGUCUACUGGUACUGUAUGUGGAGCACUUAACGGUGUGGUUACUUUAAGGUGAUUUGUUUCCAAUUCAUAGUGGCUUAUGAAAUGUAAGUGCUGCCUCUGUCAGCCUGUAUGUUAUUAAAUAAAUUAUCUCUCAUUUUGCUGCUGGAAUGAUGCCAAAUAAAUGUAUCCAUGAAUGGGGACAUUCCCACUACAUUUGUAGUAUGAAAGCACUACACUCUGAAGUAUUUUGAAAAAAGGAUUUCUGAAUAAUAAAGCUAGAAAGAGUAUGAGUUCCAGAGUUUUCAUCUUCCACCAAACUGUGAACAGGUGCUGCUUUACACUAAUAAUGCACAACAAAAAUAAGCACUGAAUACAGUUUGGUACUCUUUCCAGAUUUUAAGACUUGAUUGCUCUGUCUCAUCAGUUCUUUAUUUUCCUGUCCUAGAAAAUAAAUUCUUUUUAAAAUCAGCUUUGUAUUGGUGGAUUUGUGGGUUCACUGUGUAAUGCAUAGCAAAUAAACUUUGUGAAAGAGAGAUGAUUUUGGGAACAGAUGAACUUGACACAGAUUCUAAAUUACCCAUUGUUUUCUCUGGUUUUUGGGGUGGGUUUGAGAGAGAGCAGAGACUAUUAUUUGUUCUACAAAACCAACUGCAUCCUCAGCUAACAUCAAACCAAGCUCUUUGCUUUCUGGAAGCUCUUCAUAUUUUUUCCACGCAGCACGAACAGAGUUUCCUUUUUGUUUCCUUCCUCAAAACCUGAUGAUUCUCUGACUAAUGGGCCAAUGUAUGUCUGAAAACAUUCUUGUUAUUUCAGCCUUAUCUUCCUGUACUUUCUUGGACUGUUUGUACAUCCUGUCUAAAUUAAACUGACAACUGUUUGUUUAAUGGUUGAUUUCUUGUACAAAUUUCCCACAAAGUAAGAAUCCAUUCCUUUUUCUGAAGUGCUUAUAAUAACCUACUCUGUUUCUUGGAUGUAAAUGGCUUUCUGAAAUCUCUUAGUGAAGAAUUAGAAUUUUUGCUGAAUGUUGCAAUAAAAUUAUUUU